This is a messenger RNA of Helicoverpa armigera (cotton bollworm), 1706 nucleotides long. Its product is annotated as acyl-CoA Delta-9 desaturase. Gene Ontology annotation, cellular component: endoplasmic reticulum membrane. The coding region runs from base 88 to 1152 and encodes 354 amino acids. The record is from RefSeq and is a predicted model, not a curated record. Gene Ontology annotation, biological process: unsaturated fatty acid biosynthetic process. The transcript has 6 exons. NCBI's taxonomy places the organism in Eukaryota, Metazoa, Arthropoda, Insecta, Lepidoptera, Noctuidae. Gene Ontology annotation, molecular function: stearoyl-CoA 9-desaturase activity; iron ion binding.
AGUUUGAUAAAGACAGUGGCUAGGUAGCAAAGCAACAGGACACUUCUAAUCCUGCUUAAUGAAAAUACAUUUAGUAUUUAAAUCGUGAUGGCAAUGUCUCAUAAUCAACAAGAUCAGCAAGUACCCAUGAUAGCAAGGAACAUAGGAACCGAUUACUCGUACAAACACCAAAUAGUGUGGAAGAAUGUGAUAGGAUUUAUUAUUUUACAUUUGUUUGCAUCGUGGGGUUUGAUAGUGCUUUUGACUGGAGGAGUUGGAAUAAAAACGUUCAUUUGGAGUUGUUUUUUAGUAUACAUUAUGGGGGAAGGCGUUACUACUGGUGCCCAUAGGCUCUUCACUCAUAGAACAUACAAAGCUACUCCGCUUUGUAAAGCUUUCCUACUCGCCAUGCAUACUAUAGCAGGACAGAAUUCGAUGUUCAUAUGGUGUCGUGAUCACCGGCUGCAUCACCGCUACUCGGACACUGACGGUGACCCGCACAACUCCAAGCGCGGCUUCUUCUUCUGUCAUAUGGGCUGGCUCAUGCACAAGAAGCACCCCUAUGUCAUUGAGCUCGGCAGGACGAUUGACAUGAGUGACUUACAAGCGGACUGGAUGGUCAUGUUCCAAAAGAAAUACUACUAUCCUUUAUAUAUUCUGCUGGCAAUAUUUAUACCGGUUUAUGUACCGGUAUAUUUCUUUGGAGAACAUUGGUGGAACUCACUGCUGAUUGCUUACUUCUUACGCUACGUAUAUUCACUCCAUGGCACUUGGCUUGUAAACAGUGUCGCACAUCUGUAUGGAACCAGGCCAUAUGACAAGAACCUGCACCCAGUGGAGUCGUGGUUCGUUUCUGUGAUUACAUUUGGCGAAGGAUGGCACAACUACCAUCACGCUUUUCCCUGGGACUACAAGGCUGCUGAACUGAGUAACUUCAUUAACCAUUCAGCCACUUUCAUCGAAUUUCUUGAAAAGAUCGGGCUUGCAUACGAUUUGAAGACCGCUUCGCCUGAAAUGGUAUCUAAUAGAAUAGUGAGGACCGGUGACGGCAGUCACUACAGGCUGGGUGACGAAGAGUCGCGCGCGGCGGUGACGGCGUGGGGGCCGCUACACCCGCUCAACCCCACUUACAACUCCACGCUCAAACCGCCAGAGGACAAGCUCAAACCUUAAAAUUAGCAACUUUCUAUAAAAUUAUGGGAUAGAAAAAUAAUAUCCUAUGUCUAGUCAACAACGUUUAUGAUCCUUUAUGUUCGUAUUUUUCUUCAUAUUUGAUGUUUUUUUUUUAAUGACUGUAUACGUGGAAAACAGAUGAAUGAAUUAAGACAUUCCACAAAUUAGGGCAAACAAAAAUAAUAUGUUUGUAAUAUUAAUAUAUGGAGAACGAUUUCAAAGACAAAGAUCUCUUAUACAUUUUGUGUAAAUAAAGCCCUAAUUAGGUCAAUCAUUCUUUACCUGUUUCUCGUUAACUAUUAGGUUCACCAUAAGCAGGAUCAACUUGAAAGAGAGGAACAAAAAUUGCACGUAUUCAAAAAACAGACACAAGUAGACAAACACUAAUCAAUGAGAUCUCACUUUACAAUGACCUAUUGAAUGCACCAACUCUUGUCAAAUGAAUACUAGCUAAAAUAGAAUAGAAUACUUACAAUAGAACAAACACUGAUGAAGUUCAAGUGUGGGUCAAAUUAGUGCUUGUUUGGUUUCACCUUACGUCACCAAAGAAAAAG